Molecule: messenger RNA, 1446 nt
Organism: Ipomoea nil (Japanese morning glory)
Lineage: Eukaryota; Viridiplantae; Streptophyta; Magnoliopsida; Solanales; Convolvulaceae
Exons: 3
Coding region: 326-1186 (286 amino acids)
Source: RefSeq, a predicted model, not a curated record
CCGUCUGUUCCGUCUCUUUGCUCAAAUUCACGUCUCUCUCUAUUUCUCUCAUCCAAAGCUCAAUCUCUCACUCUUCUCACAAUCCCAAUCUAUACAUACACUUUCAAACGUAUAUGUAUAUGUAUAUGUAUAUGUGUGUGUAUUAACUUCUGAUGAUCGGUUUGGGGGUGGAGAUUGGUUUGCGAUCGGUGAAUGUUUAGUUUUGUGCUGAGUUUCUGCGAUCGAAGUUGAAUGUUCUGGGAUUGAGUGGAAAUCUGGAGAAGAAAGGUUUGCAUACAGAUAUAAUCUUGGAAUCUGUAUUUGUGUGUGUAUAGAGAGAGAGAGUAUGGCGUCGACUGUGCCGGCGAAGUCACAGCCGCUGCAUAACUUUGGGUUGCCGCAAAUGUGGAAGAAGAAUCACCACUCCAACAACCACCAGCGCGGCCGCUGCGGGAAGCUCUCGUCGUCCGGGGACGGGGAUUCCGGUUCUUCGCCGUCGCGGUAUGGUUCGCCGCUGCGGAGGGAGGAUUCGGGUUCGGAAUCGGGUAAGAACAGGAAGGAGAGAAGCCCGCAGAAUACGGCUGCCGAGAGCGGAAAGAACGGAGCUUUAUCAGCAGAUCAGGGUAUCGGGAAGUCGGAGAAGAAACGUAAGGUAUCGGAGGUGGAUGCGGUGGGGGGGAACAAAGAAGGCAGAUCAAAGAUACUGCUGAAACUCCCUCGGAAAAUUAAGGCGGAAGAAGCUCCGGAAGAGAAGAAGACGGCGGCGGCGGCGGCUGAGCUUCAAGAUGCGGGGAAAGAGGCUGCGCCAGUAGAGGAGGAAGCAGGGGGGGAGCCGGUAUCAAAGACGUGGAAUUUGCGGCCCAGAAAGCCGGCACACCGGAAUAUGAACGUGGAUCAGUUCAGAGCCGCCGGAGGAGGUUCGGGUACGCACGAGAAUACAACUCAAUCUUGUCACCGGAAUGUGAUCAGGCCGGAAGCCGAACCCAAUACCUCUCAACGAAAGAGGAGACAAAGAUUCUCCAUUUCACUCUCGCGAGAAGAGAUUGAGGAAGAUAUAUUCUCCAUGACCGGAUCAAAGCCUGCAAGAAGGCCUAAAAAGAGAUCAAAGAGUGUUCAGAAACAGCUUGAUAGUGUUUUUCCAGGUUUAUGGUUGGCAUCAAUAACUCCUGAUUCCUAUAAAGUCAAUGAAACUCAGCAGAAGGUUUAGAGAGAAGAUCAUCUUGGUAAGGUCACCCUUCAAGUGGUUUUUGAAAGUUUGAGGAGGAUGACUUUCUUAUUUUGCCAUCUCAUUAUAGCAUCAGCUGCAACCUGUAAAGGUAGAAGGGGGAAUAAGCUUUUCUUUUUGGUUUUCUGUGAGACUGCACAGAAAUGUAGGUGACCUUAGUUCUUGUUCUGCUUACUUUAUUCAUAGCUCCAGAUGUACAUGAAGCUUUUCAAUCAUUUUAAUGCACUCUAUUUCCUAUCAUC